AUCUAGUGGUAUCACGAAUUUUUUUACCACACCAGCCUUUGUCUUUAAACAAUAAAAAAUUAAAAAUCGAUUACCUUAUCCGGACACUUCCCUCCAUUUGACUAGUUGUCAUAAAUUUGAAAACCCCAAAUCGUCUUUCCUCACCUAAAACACCACAGGAUCAAGAAGCCGUCUUUUCGAAUCGUUCAAGCUCUUCUUUUUCAAACUACGUUCAUGUCAAAAUCGAAGAAGGUGAAAACCCCCCUAUAUUCACAAUCCACUUUUAGUUUUUCUCAUAUCAACGACGAUGACGACGAUUUUCAGACCCCAACUCAAUCGUUCCCACUCACCCAAAGAAAACCUAGCUCAUCACAGUUAGUCAAAUCCUCCAAUGCCGCCAGCAAUCGACAACCCAAGAAGCCUAAAAAGAUUCAUGCUUAUCCCGGUAAGGAAAAUCUCGAACUUCCACCUGAUUUAGGUUUGGAUUCAAUUGUGUCUCUAGAAUCUAUGGAGUCGACUGUAUUCUGCAGCAAUGUAUUAGACAACGGUGAUUCAUUUACGAAUGAUGAGAAAGAAACAAAACCAAAAGAAGGGUUUGGCUACUUAUCGAAUUCAAUAGAGUCUAGGUUGUUGUCGAGGUUCAGGGGUGAGUGUGGAUUAAGUGUUUGUGAAAAUUCUAAUGAGAAGGUAGACGAAGAUGCAGAGGAAAGAUCUGAUGACAAUCAGGAUGCUGGAACUACACAGCUUGAUGUAUUGCUUGAUUUAUGUUGCUCAUCUGAAGAUGAGGAUACGCCUAUGGACAAUGCUGAUAACAAUAACAUGGAUGUUGUUGGUUUUAUUAGCUGUCCCCUGUGUGGAAUUGACAUUUCUGACAUGAGUGAGGAGCUGAGACAUGUUCAUACCAAUGAGUGCCUUGAUAAAGAGCAAGUUCAUAAUCAUAAUCAUGUAGAUGUUCCUAAUACUGACAAUUUAACCGAAUGUCCUGGACAAGUUCUUGAUGAUCCUUCUCCUGAAGCUGAAGGGCAAAUCCGUCAAAUUUCUCCUGUUUCUAAAUGGCUGCACAAUCUUGGCCUAUCUCGGUAUGAAGAAGUUUUCAUCCGAGAAGAAAUUGAUUUGGAAAGUCUGCGAUGGCUGACAGAUGAGGAUCUAUACAAUAUAGGUAUUACUGCUCUUGGUCCCAGGAAGAAGAUUGUUCAUGCUCUUAAUGAACUAAGAACACAAGAUUCAGUGAAUACACCUCAAAAAGUGGUGAAUACACACACAGAGAAUACAAAAAUAAUCACAAAUAAGAAGAUUACAGAUUUUUUUCCUGGUUUCACUCCCAAAGUGAAAACACAAGUGGUGAAACCCAAUUCAAAUGAUGGCAAUAAACGUAAUAUUGUGAAAAAGAAUGUCUUAAAUAGAAAGACCCGAGAUAUACCCCCAUGGUGUUCAAUCACAGGAACACCAACACCCUUCCGUGUGGAUGCAUUUAAAUAUCUGAGAAGGGAUUGCUUUCACUGGUUCCUUACACACUUCCAUGCAGAUCAUUACGGAGGUCUUACAAAAUCAUUCUGCCAUGGAAAGAUUUACUGCAGUUUAAUUACAGCAAAACUUGUAAACUUAAAGCUUGGGAUUCCAUGGGAGAAUAUUGAAGUUUUACCUCUUAAUGAAAAGAUAUGCAUUUCUGGAGUUGAUGUCACAUGCUUUGAUGCUAAUCAUUGUCCAGGUUCUGUAAUAAUUCUAUUUGAACUUCCAAAUGGUAAGGCUAUUCUACACACAGGAGAUUUUCGUUUUUGUGAAGAUAUGACAAAGAUUGUUGGUUUACAGAGACAUGUCCAAACACUUAUCUUAGAUACCACUUAUUGUGAUCCUCAGUAUGAUUUUCCAAAGCAAGAUGCUGUGAUUCAAUAUGUUCUUGAAGCCAUACAAGCUGAAGCUUUUAAUCCAAGAACAUUGUUUCUAAUUGGCAGCUAUACUAUCGGAAAAGAAAGGGUGUUCAUGGAAGUAGCUCGUGUCCUUCAUAAGAAAAUACAUGUCAAUGCAGCAAAAAUGAGAAUUCUAGAAUGCUUAGGAAUGUGUAAAGAAGACAUGCAAUGGCUAACUUUAGAUGAAAGGGAAAGCAACAUUCAUGUUGUGCCUAUGUGGACACUUGCAAGCUUUAAAAGAUUAAAACAUGCAUCUAACAUGUAUAAGGGUCGAUAUAGUCUUAUUGUUGCUUUCUCUCCAACUGGUUGGUCUUUUACUAAAGGAAAGAAAUCAACCCCAGGAAAGAGGUCACAACAGGGUACCAUUAUAAGGUAUGAGGUGCCAUAUAGUGAGCAUAGCAAUUUUACAGAACUUAAAGAGUUUGUGAAGUUUAUAUCUCCAGAAAAUAUCAUCCCAAGUGUUAACUUGUCACACCAGAUUUGGAUUUAAGGAGAGUUGGAGUAAUUUACACACUUGUAAACUCAAAGUUAUAUAUGUAAAAUGUAAAAUAUGGAAGAUUGUUAUAAUAAACGUUUGGUAUUGCUGUUUUUUUUA
This is a messenger RNA of Lactuca saligna, 2481 nucleotides long. Lineage: Eukaryota; Viridiplantae; Streptophyta; Magnoliopsida; Asterales; Asteraceae. The record is from the annotation of a GenBank genome assembly.